Apaloderma vittatum (bar-tailed trogon) is the source of this 563-nucleotide messenger RNA. RefSeq names its product selenoprotein K (gene SELENOK). NCBI's taxonomy places the organism in Eukaryota, Metazoa, Chordata, Aves, Trogoniformes, Trogonidae. The record is from RefSeq and is a predicted model, not a curated record. The transcript is spliced from 4 exons. Gene Ontology annotation, cellular component: Golgi apparatus; endoplasmic reticulum membrane. The annotation marks the transcript as partial. Gene Ontology annotation, biological process: calcium ion transport; endoplasmic reticulum calcium ion homeostasis.
GACAAGUGUUGGAUAACCGGAGUCGGGCUCCUUGGAGUUUGUCAUCUAUAACAGAUUUCUUCUGGUCGAUAGCAGAUUUUGUGGUUCUGUUUUUCCAGAGCAUUAUUCAACCAGAUUUGAGAAGAAGAGGCUACACAUCUUCCUCCAGUUCAGGAUACAAUGAUGGAAGAGGGCCUCCAGCUCAUCCUCGCCGUAGGAUGGGUCGGAUAAAUCACGGGGGUCGGGGCCCCAGUCCACCACCAAUGGCUGGAGGUGGAUGAGGAAGGUAAACACCUGCUGAAGAGGCAGACAAAAACAUACACAUUUGCAAGACAAAAAGGAAGAAGAGUUAAGCGGUGGACCAAAUGAAUGUGAAUGUCAUGAAUGUGUAUGUCUAACUGGGAACUGUUCUGUGAUGCAAGCAGACUAAUGACGUUGUACUGGGAACUCCUUCUUCAAGGAUCCAGUGUAACUGAAUUGCAGUUCUCUUAAAUCCAUGUUUACUGUCUAAAGUCUUUGUAUAGUUUCUGAACACUUUACUGUAGCUACAAAGUAAUAACUAAAUUAUAUCUGGCUUGUCACAA